This is a messenger RNA of Mizuhopecten yessoensis (Yesso scallop), 1889 nucleotides long. RefSeq lists its product as uncharacterized. The transcript has a single exon. Bases 54 to 1658 code for a protein of 534 amino acids. Lineage: Eukaryota; Metazoa; Mollusca; Bivalvia; Pectinida; Pectinidae. The record is from RefSeq and is a predicted model, not a curated record.
CCUGCCAUACAAAAGGUAACCUGAACAACCCAGCCAGUUUUUGGUGCAAGACAAUGAACGAGAAAUUUUGCGACACUUGUAAGGUACACCUUCAUGAUAUCAUACAUACUGAUUGUGAUAUACUUAAUGUCACCGGAAACCAUAGCAAACGACCAAACAAGGAAACGUCUGCCCCUCGAUGUUAUCAACACGGCGAGAGAAUGGUUCGGUAUUGUGAGGACCACCAACUUCUGUGCUGCAACGAAUGCGUGAUCGACGACCAUAGGAGUUGUGGAAAAGUACCAAAGGUGACGGAAUAUUGUCAGAAGGUAAAAGCAGGGUCGCAGCUAGAAGAUAUGCAGGUGGCGUUGAAGAAAGGAACAGAGAGUAUGAACUCAUUAGUGAAGGACUUUGAUGAACAGCUCCAAACCAUGAUACAGAACCAGGAAAUAGCACUACAGAGCAUCUCCGACCUGCGUCAAAAGGUCGAUACACGAUUGGACAAACUUCAGAAGAACAUCACAGACGAGUUGAUUACAUUGUUCAAAAAAGAGAAAAGAGACAUGGAGGCAUCAUCACGGCAGUGCGAACGUCUGAUGAAUGGAAUGAAAAAUACCUUGAAGUCAUCCAUUAAAGCCGUAGAGGAAAACGACAACAUGGAGACAAUAAUGCUGUAUCAGAGAGGACAGGCAGAAUUGAAGUCGUGUAAGACCCUUGUCACGGAGAUCAGCAAGUCAUUCACAUCCGUCAUCAUCGAUCAUCAAAUUGUGACCGGACAUAAUACUAUUAGUGAUAACACAAUGGGAAAGAUCGUCGUCGGGAAAACACCACGAUGUAUACCCGGGUGUCAUAGCGAUUUAGAAAAACCAAUGUCAGAACGACGUGUGAAAGAAAUCAGAAAAUUCAGCAUCAAGUCUCCGUCAGAUACAAAUGAUUGCUCUGUCCGUGGUGUUGUGAACCUACCAUGUACCCAAAUAUUAGUAAGUGAUUUCAACAACCAAAAGCUGAAAUUGUUUACAGACAAAGGACACUACCUGGACGAGUUGACUGUUCGGGGACGUCCCUGGGAUAUGUGUCUGGUGGACAACAACACGGUGGCGGUCGCUGUCGAGUUGCCCGGUGGUAUACGUGUCGUAAAGGUCAAGGCCUCAAAACUCUCCCUGGCAUCUGAUAUCAACAUGUCAAAUGGUAAACAAUGUUAUGGUAUAACACAUAUAGACGGGAGGUUUGUCGUGGGUACAAGUGGAGGAGAAUUAUACAGUGUGACACAGGCUGGAGCCGCCGAGUUGUUAUACGAAUAUAACAACAUAUGUUGGUCCCUCACUCAAGACCAAAUAAAGGGAGACACACUCGUCAGUGUCCGUAACAAGAUCCCGGGGGACGUUGCGGUGUCAAGACUGUCGGCUGACCAACGUCGUACGGAUGUGAUAAAGGUCGGUGUCGUGAGGUAUGCUAGAGGAAUUGACGUGGACAGGGAGGGUAACAUCUACAUGUGUGGUGGGGAAUCAAACAACAUUGUACAGAUGGCUGCGGACGGAACACGCGUCAGGGAACUUUUGACGUCAUCAGAUGGAAUUCAAUCUCCAUGGGCUAUAGCUGUUUAUGGUGACACAUUUGUGGUAACUAAUGAUAGUACUACUGACGAGAGGAACGUUAUCCGUGUCUUUCAGCUGUACUGACUAAAAUAAAGGAAAAUCAAUGUGAGCUGAACUCUUAGAAUGAAGGUGUAUAACCUAACGACAGAAUAAACACCGUGCAUCAAUUAUAUAAAUUUUAUUUCAGACAAUAAAGAGCUGGUGUAAACACAAAAAAAAAUCAGUUUCUCAAAAUGUUUAGGAAUAUUUCAGUGUGAUGUGUGUGAAACCUACAGCUUUACAACAAGGCAAAUCAAAUAAAAUCAUAUAUUUAAA